Messenger RNA from Sebastes umbrosus (honeycomb rockfish), 1498 nucleotides. It is a transcript of the gene snf8, whose product is annotated as SNF8 subunit of ESCRT-II. NCBI's taxonomy places the organism in Eukaryota, Metazoa, Chordata, Actinopteri, Perciformes, Sebastidae. The transcript is spliced from 8 exons. Gene Ontology annotation, cellular component: ESCRT II complex. Bases 398 to 1174 code for a protein of 258 amino acids. Gene Ontology annotation, biological process: protein transport to vacuole involved in ubiquitin-dependent protein catabolic process via the multivesicular body sorting pathway. The record is from RefSeq and is a predicted model, not a curated record.
GUCACCAACGCGGAAGAGCUUUACUUCCUGCUUCAUUGCUAACCAGAAUGGAAACAGUUGUACUAAAGUAGCUUUAUUUAUCUUUAUUUAUCGCAUUAAUCAAACUAAAAUUACACUUUUGAGUUUACUGUAAUAUCGGACUGCUAAUUUAAAAGCUAAAGAGAUCGAAGAAGUUUGUAUAAAGAGGAGAAUUGUGAACUAAAGUGAUUAAAAACAGGAGAUAUCCUCUCAGCUAACGUUAGCUUAGCUCAAUCUAAACUAGCUUUACAUGUUAGAUGAUCUAACCUGACUGAUAGAUGAUCAUUCUGCGUUAAACACACUCCUAGUUUAUAUUAUUCUGCGUUAAACACUCCUAGUUUAUAUUAUUACUUUAAAGUUUGGACCAGAAAUCAUCAGGAUGCAUCGGAGAGGAGUUGGAGCUGGAGCUAUCGCCAAGAAGAAGCUGGCAGAGGCCAAAUAUAAGGAAAGAGGAAAUGUUCUUGCAGAGGACCAAAUUGUUCAAAUGUCGAAGCAGCUGGAGACCUUCAAGUCCAACCUGGAGGAGUUCGCCAGCAAACAUAAACAAGAAAUCCGAAAGAACCCGCAGUUCAGAGUUCAGUUUCAGGAGAUGUGUGCCACCAUUGGAGUUGACCCUCUUGCCUCUGGAAAAGGUUUCUGGUCUGAGAUGCUCGGCGUAGGUGACUUCUAUUAUGAGCUCGGUGUGCAGAUCAUUGAAGUGUGCCUGGCCCUGAAACACAGAAAUGGAGGGCUUAUUACUUUGGAUGAACUCCACCAGAGAGUACUGAAGGGAAGAGGUAAAUACGCUCAAGAUGUGAGCCAAGAUGACUUGAUGAGAGCCAUAAAGAAACUGAAGGUGAUGGGGAACGGCUUUGGGAUGAUUCCUGUUGGUGGUUCUUACCUGGUCCAGUCGGUCCCAGCAGAGCUCAACAUGGACCACACUGUAGUUCUGCAGCUGGCCGAGAAAAAGGGCUACGUCUCAGUGAGUGAGAUCAAGGACAGUCUCAAAUGGGAGAAGGAACGGGCGUGUCACGUCCUGGAUCACCUGCUGAAGGAAGGCCUGGCUUGGUUGGACUCUCAAGCAGCCGGAGAACCUCAGUACUGGCUGCCCGCUCUCUUCUCUGAGCUCACCUCCCGUGAUGUAACACCAGAGGAGGCCAAUCAGAUGACACCUUAACAGAUGACAGACCGGCAGCUGUGUGGCAGCUUCAGAGACAUGUUGGUAAACAAAAUGUGCCUGGUGGGGAGGCUCAUGUGACGGAGUUGGCUGGGCGAACCUCCCUCUGAGAUCACUUUCUGGACACGAGGAGGGGAAACUUUCCUCAGCAGCUCCUCCAGUAACUUCUAUGCAACGAGUGCACUCUCACUAUUAGACUUUUAGACACUACGCUGCACAUGAACUGCAGUGUGGUGUUGCUGGUAUCACGGUUUAUGGGCGGAUCAAUGUACAGAACAUGUAACUGUUGAAUUUUUCAUGUAUAAAGAACUUUUAAAGACUACA